Messenger RNA from Carcharodon carcharias (great white shark), 2398 nucleotides. Its product is annotated as PRELI domain-containing protein 1, mitochondrial-like. Gene Ontology annotation, biological process: phospholipid transport. Bases 255 to 905 code for a protein of 216 amino acids. The transcript has 6 exons. The record is from RefSeq and is a predicted model, not a curated record. NCBI's taxonomy places the organism in Eukaryota, Metazoa, Chordata, Chondrichthyes, Lamniformes, Lamnidae. Gene Ontology annotation, cellular component: mitochondrial intermembrane space. Gene Ontology annotation, molecular function: phosphatidic acid transfer activity.
CAUAUCUGGAGGACUGCGCGGCGAGGGCUGGAUGGGGAGCGAAGUUCAGCGUGGAGGAUAACCGCCGGCGGGGAACCGCACAUGGGGGAGAGGCCGCCACUACAGACCGGCCAGAGAGUUUGGAGGGGUUGGGGGAAGAGAGCUGGAGGUUACCGCGGCGGAGAGACAGGUCGAGGCCAGCCAUGGUUUUAGUCUGCAGGUGAUUCUUUAAUUCCGGUUUGUACGUGCAGCCUAAACGACCUCGGGCAGCAAACAUGGUAAAGCACUUCUUUGACUUAUCUACUCUCAAGAGCACGUGGGACCAAGUUGCCUCUGCAUUUUGGCAACGAUAUCCAAACCCCUUCAGCAAACACGUAUUAACUGAAGAUGUGAUUUACCGUGAGGUAACCCCUGACAACAAGCUGGUUUCUAGAAGGCUGUUUACAAAGACUAACCGCCUGCCGCGCUGGGGAGAGAUGGUCUUCCCUGCUAACCUGGCACAAUCUGUCUUUGUUAUCGAAGAUUCCGUGGUCGAUCUUCAAAACCGAACGUUUACCACUUUAACAUGGAAUAUUAACCAUACCCGCCUCAUGCAGGUAGAAGAAAAAUGUAUAUAUCGACCGAAUCCAGAAAAUCUGAUGUGGACGCAGGUACAACGUGAGGCGUGGAUCACUUCAAAUGUAUUUGGCUUUUCACGAGCAAUUCAGGAAUUUGGUCUCGCCAGAUUUAGAAGAAAUCAGCUAAAAGCAACCGAAGGAUUUGAGUAUAUACUUUCUCAUUUGCAUGGUGAGCUGCCACCUAAAACUUUAAAAGAAACUGCGAAAGAGGCCACUGAGAAGGCAAAGGAGACAGCACUGGCAGCCACGGAAAAGGCAAAGGACCUGGCGUCCAAAGCAGCACCUCAAAAGGCAAAGCAGUUUGUCUGAGCCAGGAAGAGAGAUCCUGAUUGCAAAUUGCGACUUUCGGCCUCUUGAGAAUGACGCCUUGUGUAUUUUUUUUUUAUUAAUUGUUCCUUGUGCAGACACCAAAUGGUUCCAUGUUUCUCAGAACGGUCUUUACUCAUAUGCACUGAAAGUUUACAGCGUUACUAUUUUUAAUUUUUAACUAUGUCCCAGGAUAGAAUCACGCAGUUUACUGGAAGUCUUAGUAUUCACGAUAGAUUAAAGGAAUACAGGUAUAGAGGGGGUUGCCAGCCCUUUUAAAACAACUUCCAGCGGCUUUGUGAUGUUUUUCAUCUUUCCCAAUAACACUUAAUUCGAUCAAGCAAUUUAUUUGCCUUUUAAUUUUUAAAAUGUCCGCUUAAGCAAAUAAGAGUUUAGCCCAUGACAAUAAGGUGACUCGCAGCCAGCAUAAUUAUUAAACAUUGAUGAAAAUGAACAUUCCGUUAGGAAGAAUUGGAGUGGGUUCUUUUUCUGGGUAUUUUUUUGUUUUUGUUCCCUGGGCAUUCUGGAUUAAACUGGGCACCGUGUUUAACAAAUGAAAUUAAGGUGGGGCUCUUUUGUCUGAUCUGUUCUUAAUCAGGUGCUGAAUUAUUUAUUUUUAAUACUUUUUCUGCCUAACUUCAAGAAAUUGUCUUGUCGGUUGUUUAGAUGUAAAGUGCAGAGCUUUGACCCUCAGUGUUGUACCAGAUUUCUUAAAUUAAUUUCAAUAUCCUUUUAAGUAUUUAACAAGAAAGUAAAACAUGAGAACUAGACAAUCCAGCUAUCGAAAUAAAUCCUAGCUGUAGACAGCUGCUGCGUUAGUUUUUGAAAAUAUGUGUCGGCAUGUCGGGUCUUAGCUCAUCCAUCUUAACCGGAUGCUGAUUAUUUAUUUUAAUCCUUGACCUGAUUGAAUGGCAGAACAGACUGGAGGGGCCAAAUGGCCUCCUCCUGUUUGUAUGUUCCAUCGACCUGGAAGAUAAUUUACAGAACUGAAUAAUAUGAAGGGACAGGAGAGACAGGGCCUUUCCCCUUCUUUGCUUGUACUUGUCCUCCCGCCAUUUAGUUUUAUUUAUCCCUCUAGCUUGUGGCUUUACAGUUUAAGUUCUGCCGAAGGGUCCCGUCCACCUGUUUUUUUUUUCUCUGCUUCCCAGAUGCUGCUGCAUAUUUCCAACAAGUUUUCUCUGCUCAGGUAACUGAAACUGUUCAGCUUUUUUUCCCCCCAGUAGCCCUGUAUUUACAUUUCACGGUUUGUUAGAUAAAAAGGGCGACUGGAGUGCUGGCAAGUUUCCUCAAGAUGACAAAAAUAACUUUUUGUACAAACCCUUGCUGCUCAAACCUCUUUAAUCUUUAAUGUGCUAUUAUCAUCUUAAGUGGACAGGUAAAGUUUACUGAUUUAUUCUGUAUUUUUAGAAAAAGCGUUUCUAAAGAUUUAAUAGUCUGUCUAACCUUCAGAACCACCUUUCUUAAUGUAUAAUAAAUGUCAACUCAAAUCAGUGAAA